UCCUGCUUCCCAUCUCAGAGCAGCUACAAGAUUUCAUGGGAAUUCUGUUGCUAGAGCUAGGCAUAAAAUCUCAUUUAUAUACACAACAACCUGCAAGUCUCCAGUUUCUAGUCUUCCUCCCUCCCUCUUCUUUCCCUUCCCCCACUUUGCACCAGAGAAGCCAAAUUUAGGCGUGCUUUACAGUUUGAGGACUAAUCUGAAAGAGGAAGAAGAAUCUGUAUGCAUUGGCUAGCAUAUGUGCCCUGCCCUCUCUCUUCUUGAAAAUCGCAGCAACCCAUCUUUUCAAAGAAGCCUGACUAAAGAACAGGCACCCUGUGAGUGGAGUGGGCUUUCAGGACUCUUAGGGGUAUUCAGAUUCACUGUGAAGCUCACUAGGACGGUUAGAUCUCCAAGGGACGAUUUACUGAAGACUUGGAGCUUGCUUCUGAGAAUAAAUGCAAAAGGAUCCUAAACUGUCAAUCCUGAAGAUAGCAGAAACGUCACUUACUGUGAAAGUCAAUAUUUAUAGACAUGGCUGAACAUGAGCUUGCAUCUACUCUUACUGAAAUACCUCCUAUAGUUCCAGUUAUCAAUGUGGACCCCAUGCAUCAGAUUAUAUUGGUUCAAGUUAACCCUGGGGAGACCCUCACCCUCAAGUCUGAUGAUGGGAAUAUUCAGAGUAUCCAAGGACCUGCUGAUGUACCUCUAAUGUCACCAAGUGGUACUUUGCCACCAAUAUAUCUUCCUCCUGGUUACAUGUCUCAGGUGGUGGACGAAAAUGGCAUUCGCAAAAUUAUCAUUGUGCCUCAGACAAUUGACUAUCACACAACCAUGCCUGCUCCUAUACAAAAAGUACCCCAUUUCAUUACACCAUCCUCUCCUAUGUAUCUACAAGGUUCUCAAUUUAUGUAUCCCUCAGCUCAAGGGGAAUUUCUACCACCUUACAUCCAAGAGCCUAUGCCACAGGAGCUGCCACCACCAGCAACAGAUAUAUACCACGAGCAGCAAGAAACUUAUUCCCAUGGAAGAGCAAAUUAUAACCAGUUUGAUGAAAGGGCUGCUAAAAUGGAAGAACAUAUGAAGAAAAACCUGGGAGAAUGCCAAGUUGGCAGACAAAAGAAUAACGAUAUGGUUAACAACACCUCUUUGCAUGUGAACAAAACCAACGAUUUUUCCAGUAUUCCUCCCACUCCAAGCACUUACACUGUGGACUAUGCUCCAAGUACCUACACUGUUGACAAUACCUUGAGCACGCACACUGUGGAUAAUGCUACACAAACCUACACUGACAGUACAUCAAGUACCUAUACUGUGGACAACACUUCAAGCACUUUCACUGUGGAAAAUGUUCCAUGCACCUACACUGUUGAAAAUACUUUGAGCACUUACACUGUGGACAAUGGUCCAAGUACCUACACUGUGAACAAUGCUCAGAACAUUUACACUGCUGACAGCACUCCUAGUACUUACAUUGUUGACAGCCCUCCAAGCACUAACAUUGCUAACAGUACUCCCGGCAACUCUUCCACUGACCAUGUCCCUAGUACUCCCACUACAGAUAGUGCUCUUUCUUCCACCAUUGAUAGUGUUCCAAACUCUUCCAGCUCUAGUUAUGUCCCCAAGAUUUACACUUCUGACAGUACUCCCAAGCCAUUGCCUAUUGACAGCACUCCAAGCCCUUCCAUUUCUGACCAUGCUCGCAGCACUCCCAUCUCUGAAAGUGCUCCCAGCCCUUCCAUCCCUGAAAGUGCUCCCAGCCCUUCCAUCCCUGAAAGUGUUCCCAGCACUCCCAUCUCUGAAAGUGCUCCCAGCACUCCCAUCCCUGAAAGUGUUCCCAGGCCUUCCAUCUCUGAAAGUGUUCCCAGCACUCCCAUCUCUGAGAAUGUUCCCAGCACUCCCAUCCCUGAAAGUGCUCCCAGCCCUUCCAUCUCUGAAAGUGUUCCCAGCACUCCCAUCCCUGAAAGUGUUCCCAGCACUCCCAUCUCUGAAAGUGCUCCCAGCCCUUCCAUCUCUGAAAGUGUUCCCAGCACUCCCAUCCCUGAAAGUGUUCCCAGCACUCCCAUCCCUGAAAGUGCUCCCAGCCCUUCCAUCUCUGAAAGUGUUCCCAGCACUCCCAUCCCUGAAAGUGUUCCCAGCACUCCCAUCUCUGAAAGUGCUCCCAGCACUUCUGCCAUUGAUGGUGAUCCCAGUGCUUCCAAUGCUGCCAGCAAUUCCAACACUGUCAGUGCUCAUGUUGAGACUAGUCCUGGAAAGAAAUGGAAUGCUACAAGAAGUAGAGACAUCAAGCAGAAACCAGGUGGAAAACAAAACAAACUAUCAUCAAGUGCUGCAGAAAAAGAAUGCAUAAUAAAACAUGGGAAGUCAUGCUGUUUCACUAUUGAGAAACCUAUAGUUUCUGAUAUUCAAACAAGAUCUGCUGUUAUUUCAUGGAAACUACAUGGUUCUAAGAAAUGUGAUCACACCAAAUCUCCUGUGACAUUUGAACUGGCAAUAUCUAACAGUGGUAAAAAUGGAAACUAUAAAAAUCUAGGUAGACUCUCCAGUCUUUAUCAGUUUACUGCUUAUGAUUUCUGCAGUCAGGCUUGCUACUUGCCAGCUGAGUGGCUUUUCCUUCAAGCUUCAGAACAUCCUCUUCAAAAUCCAGCAUUCGUAAUCACAACCAUAAGAGGCUCAGCACACAAAACUGUGUCUGAAGUAGUUAGCUUCACAACUCCAGGUUGUAAACCAGACCCUCCACCUGCGCCCAAACUAAUUAACCGAUCCAAGAGCAGCCUGAAUUUACAGUGGAAAGGUUCCAAUGAUAAUGGUUCCAAAAUAAAUGGCUUCCUUUUGGAAUGGGAUGAGGGGAAAGGUGAAGACUUCAAAAGUUGCUAUAUGGGUACCAUGAAACAGUACAAAAUUCUUAAACUAAAUGCUUCUACAAAAUAUUCAUUCCGACUAGCUGCCAAAAAUAACUUUGGCUUGAGUGAUUUCAGUGAAAUAGCAGUCUUCCAUACAUCAGGAACUAUGCCUCCAACACCUUUACCUCCUAAGCUAAAAGAAGCAGGAAUCUGUACUUUGUCACUAGAAUGGUGUGCUCCAAGUAACACAACCCCAAAUGACAGUCUUACUUAUGUACUAGAAAUGGAGGAAGCAGGCUCUGAGUUGGGUUUUAAACCUAAAUAUAAUGGAGAGGACCUCUCAUGCACUGUAAGAAAUCUUCAGAGAAGUACUACAUACAAGUUUAGGAUCUUUGCCUACACUUUGGAAGGAAGGAGUAACCCCAGUGGAGAAGUAAAAUAUACUACCUGUCCAGAUAAGCCUGGAUCCCCUAAAAAACCAUAUAUAAAGGGAAAGAUCUAUGCACACAAAGUGAAAAUUGGAUGGGAACCACCACAAGAUAAUGGUGGGACAUACAUUUCAAGUUACAGUUUAGAAGUUAGUGAAAAUUCAGAUGUGAAUUCCUGGAACAUAAUCUACAACGGAACCACAAAGGAAUUUCUAUAUGAUCACCUGAAACCUGGUACUACAUAUAAACUGAGAGUCUUUUGUACUUCACCUAUAGGUCAAAGCCAGCCUUCAGAUAUAUUGACUAUUGAAACACCUACUCUUUCUCCUGCAUCUUGCCAUCCUCCACCCUUGAAUGGUGAAGCAAUAACCAGAGACACCAACAUCAAAUGUGAAAAUCCUCCUACUAAUGGAAACUCAGAAGCAUUUGCAAAUGUCACAAAGGAAGAAGGUAACCAAAAUGACAAACGAAGACACCCUGGCUCCAAAGUGAGAUGCACAUCUGGAGCUCAUUCAAAGAAGUGUGAAACUGCACCAGUCCCAAGCCCUCCUUCUCAAUGUGGUACACCUGUGGUAACCUGCAAGGGUCCGACCUGUGUUGUUGUUAGCUGGGAGAUUCCUGUAUGUAAUGGGGCUGAAAUCACAGAUUACAGACUAGAGUGGGGACAAGCUGAAGAAUCGAUGCACUUGAUAUACACUGGCUCUUGUUUGAGCUAUGAAUUGAAAGGUCUCAUUCCUGCAACUACAUAUUUUUGCAGAGUUCAGGCUGUAAACGUAGCUGGAGUUGGACUGUUUGGAGGAACUGGCAGAGUAACCACACCAGCAACUGUACCAGCAGUAGUACCAAUGCUAUAUGAAGUUGAAAACAAAGUUCCUGCCAAGUUGGCAUCAUCUUGCAUUGCUAUUAAAUGGGAGGAACCAGAUUGCCGUGGCUCUCCAAUCACUGGAUAUAACAUUGAAUACGGAGACAGAAAAAUUCUGACUGUUCAAAGAGUAACAGAGUGUCUUCUGAAAAAUCUGCAGCCUGAUACCACAUACAAAAUCAGAAUUCAAGCUAUCAAUCAUUAUGGACUAAGCCCUUUUAGCCAAUUAAUAAGAACCAAAACCAAGCCACUACCACUUGAUCCUCCACAUCUUGAUUGUGUGGUCUAUGGACACCAGAGCCUCAAACUGAAAUGGGGCAACUCUUCAAGCAAAGGAUUACUUUCCAACCUUAUAAGCUACAAUUUGUUAAUAGAAGAUCGAUCUGGCAGAUUUUCUAUCAUUUACCACGGACCUUGUCAGACUCACAAAGUGAACAGACUGAGUGAAUAUACUCAAUACAAGUUUAAAAUACAAACAUGCAGUGAAGCUGAUGAGGGACCACUGUCUGGUAUCUAUACUUUCACUACAGCCAAAACUCCACCAGCCACACUUAAAGCACCUAAAUUACAGCAUGUGAAUAGUAAUACUUGUGAGGUCAAAUGGGAGUCUUUGGAGCCAAUAAAAGGAGAUCCCAUUGUUUACAACCUUCAACUCAUCACUGAUAAAGGAACUGACCUGAUUUACAAAGGACCAAACACUUCAUUCUCCUUUUCAAAAUUUGUCACAAAUUCACAUUAUCGCUUCAAGGUCUGUGCUGGACGCCAAUAUCAGACUUCUGCUGGGAUACAAGAGCUCUGGGGACCAUAUAGCCCCAGCACUCUCUUCUCACCACAUAAGCAACAUCCAGGGCCUGGAAAAGGCGGUGGAAGAAAGGGGAGAAACAGCCCUAGUGAAGAGAAAAAAGUAAAGCCCAGAAUAGAGAUCAGUGAUGAUACAUUUAUUUUAUUCCUUGUGAUGGGAUUUGCACUAGUUGCUAUUUUGUGUGCUGUUGUAAUUCAGUAUUUUAUAAUCAACUAAUUUUUAUGAAUUUUACCUUUUUAAGAAGUUCUAAAACGAAUUACAUCAAAAAUAGAUACUUCUAGAUACAUCUCAAUUCUUACUUAAAAGUAAAUCUCAUUUGGUAGAAAUCUUUGUAAGCAUUCACCAAACAGCAAAAGAACUGAUUUAGACUCAAGAAAUUCAUCGUGACAAUAGAAGAGAUUUUAGGAAAUAGGUCUACUUUAAACUUGAAAAUGUUAGCAACAAAAACAGUUCCACUGUUAUGUAAAACUAUCUAGAACCUCUCAUGAAAACUAUUUCCACCUAAUUUUUCUAAUUAAUAUUUCACAAGUUUUUUAGAAUUAUGGGAGGAUAACAGCAUUUUGGAAUUUCAUUUAGAAAAAAGUGGAAAAAUCAAUUCUAUAUGUCAACUUACAAUCAUAUGAAAUAAUAAAAACAUAUAUACCACCUA
Molecule: messenger RNA, 5560 nt
Organism: Suricata suricatta (meerkat)
Lineage: Eukaryota; Metazoa; Chordata; Mammalia; Carnivora; Herpestidae
Product: fibronectin type III domain containing protein 3C1-like
Exons: 26
Coding region: 511-5127 (1538 amino acids)
Molecular function (GO): protein binding
Source: RefSeq, a predicted model, not a curated record